UGCGGUCGUGCCCAGGUGAACAGCUGGCGCUAAACAGGCUCCUGGAAACGAGCACGCGAGAGCACGUGCAAACGCGUCGCGGGGCGAAAGACACCAAGUCGUUGGCUGACGUUUGUAGCCAGGCAGUCCGCAUGGUGUGCUUGAGAACACCGAUUUGGUCUUGUUAAGCACGCGUCCCUCACCACCUGCAAGAUGCAUCCGGGUUUGGUGGGGCAGUUGAGGCAAUCGCUAGUUCGCUAGUGCGGGCAGCAUUUGUACGUCUCUCACUGUAAUCUGCCGCUUGAAGACUCCUCCUCAGCAACAGCGUCGACAACAACCAAACGAAAGCAGCAAGCAUGGCCUCGAUAUCGCUUGCGGACUACCCUCCAGAGCUCUCCAAGGAAGAAGAGCUUUAUCUGAUUUCGAAUCUCAAAGAUUGGUCAAUAGCGCACGGUCUAGCAGUCCGCCCGGCUCCAGCAUUUGUCCAACCAUCGCAGGAUCCUUCUGGUGUGCUUGCGACAACGGCUCCAGUCACCCUGUUUCCCAGCCUGUUCCCGGCUUCAUGCUUCGAAGAAGGUCUUGCCAUACAGAGAGCUUACAACGAGCUCUACUCAGCAAUCGCGAGGGACGAGGCAUGGUUGCAGAGCAUCGUUGAAGAGCUGCUGGGUAUUGACGACUUCGUUACAAAGCUAUGGCAAACUCAUUUAAUGGUGAAGGAGGAAGGAUAUGCUCAAGACCUCUCCCUUGGACUAUUCCGCUCGGACUACAUGGUACACCAAGACCCGUCAGAAGCCAACCCUGCACCUAGCUUGAAACAGGUUGAAUUCAAUACCAUUGCUUCCUCGUUCGGUGGUCUGUCAUCUCAGGUGUCCGCUCUACAUAGGUAUCUGCUCACGAUCGAUGCCUAUCCGUCUUCAACUUCAUCUAUCGUCAAGGCCGAAGCACUCCAACAGAGCAGAUCAGCUUCAUCCUUGGCGAAAGGCCUCGCUGCCGCACAUAAAGCCUAUGUAUCAUCUCAGGCUAACCGUCCCUUAUGCGUGUUAUUCAUUGUUCAAGAUCCAGAGAGAAACGUUUUCGAUCAGAGACAUCUCGAGUAUGCCUUGUUGGAAGAGAACGGGGUUCGCUCUUUCCGCCUACCAUUCGGAGAAACACUGUCUCACACUAAACUCGACGCUGAUCGAACGCUGCUUUACACGCCGCCCAACUCACCUUCGACGUCGUACGAGGUGACGACGAUCUACUUCCGAGCUGGCUACUCGCCCGAUGACUACCCGAAGGACGAAGAUUGGACUGCUCGGCUUCACCUGGAGAAGAGCCGUGCUAUAAAAUGCCCCAGCAUCCUGACGCAUCUCGCUGGCUGCAAGAAGGUUCAACAAGUGCUAGCUACUCCACACUCACCGCAUCUAAAACGCUUCCUUCCGGAUGAAAAGGUUGCAGCUCGAGUGCUAGCCACCUUUGCACCCAUCUACCCGCUCGAUAGCAGCGAGGCGGGAAGGGAAGCAAGGAGGCUUGCCGCUGAUCCUGCAUCUGCAUCUCGAUAUGUUCUGAAACCCCAACGCGAGGGAGGUGGCAACAACAUUUACCGGAAAGCCAUCCCUCCAUUUUUGGAGAAACUGCCAGAGACACACUGGCCGGCGUACAUCUUGAUGGAGAUGAUCGAACCGCCUCCACUGACAAAUGCCAUCCUUCGCAAUGGAGAGCUGCAGAAAGGAGGUGUCAUUUGUGAGCUAGGUGUGUACGGAGUAUGUCUCUGGCGAGAUGGAAGUGGAGCCGAGCAGAAUAAGGGCGAGAUCUUGGAGAGUUGGGAGGCGGGGUACCUUCUCCGCACGAAAGGUGACCAGAGUGAAGAAGGGGGGGUAGCCGCAGGUUUUGGAGCGGUUGACAGCUGCUGCUUAGUAGACGGCUGAGGCUUGUUGGUUGAGGAUGCUGCUGCGGUCUGAUAGUCUAUUCCGUUAAAAUGCUAUCAUCAGCUUAAUUUGGAGAGCUCAAACACUGCCACUACCGUUUCAUU
Molecule: messenger RNA, 1990 nt
Organism: Cucurbitaria berberidis CBS 394.84
Lineage: Eukaryota; Fungi; Ascomycota; Dothideomycetes; Pleosporales; Cucurbitariaceae
Product: glutathione synthetase large chain
Exons: 1
Coding region: 336-1886 (516 amino acids)
Biological process (GO): glutathione biosynthetic process
Cellular component (GO): cytosol
Molecular function (GO): ATP binding; glutathione synthase activity; glutathione binding
Source: RefSeq, a predicted model, not a curated record